Molecule: messenger RNA, 381 nt
Organism: Cylicocyclus nassatus
Lineage: Eukaryota; Metazoa; Nematoda; Chromadorea; Rhabditida; Strongylidae
Source: the annotation of a GenBank genome assembly
AUGAUCAAAUACGCAAUCGUCGGAUUUGCGGUAUUCGCUGCAUGUGAAGCAUUCUUGUUCGGAAGUAUGGGCGGAGGAGGAGGAGGAAGCUGCUGCCCUGCCCCAGCACCGGCACCGUGCUGCCCACCUCCAGCUCCCGCACCAGCACCGUGCUGCCCACCUCCAGCUCCCCCACCAGCACCGUGCUGCCCACCUCCUUCAUCACCUUGCGGAGGCGGCGGCGGAGGAUGCGGAGGAGGCGGCGGUGGCGGAUAUGCAGCUCCUCCAUCUGGUGGCGGUUACGCUACUUCUGGUGGAGGUGGUUAUCCUUCCGGAGGAGGUGGUGGCUAUCCUACCGGAGGAGGCGGCGGCGGUGGCUACGCUAUGGCUGGCAAGAAGUAA